ACUCACGUAAUGCGUUUUCCCACUUCCCCUCUCUCUUCAUCUCGCGAGAUUUCCAAUUCUUCAUUUUCUUCUUUUCCCCUCCUACCUUCCCCUCCCUUUUCUUAUUGUUCGAAGAUCUCGGUUUCAAUUUUCUGUUUAGUUUAUCGGGAGUUCUGCUUUUCCUCCCUUGUUGCCGAUUACUCUUUUUUUGCCUCGCGCAUUUCCAGUGUUUUCCCAGGUUUUCCUCAAAUCAUCUAG
Molecule: messenger RNA, 237 nt
Organism: Penicillium verrucosum
Lineage: Eukaryota; Fungi; Ascomycota; Eurotiomycetes; Eurotiales; Aspergillaceae
Exons: 1
Coding region: 10-237 (75 amino acids)
Source: RefSeq, a predicted model, not a curated record